CUAAAUCUUAUCGCAGGCAGCCACAAGCUGUUCUAAACGCUGACGGGGCCUCAUUCAAUUCGCAUCUGACAGUCCAGUGUUGCAACUGACACUGCCACGGCUGAGAAGACAGCAUGCGCAUCUCACCUCGGGAAGAGGCCAAACUAUUGCUCCACCAAGCCGGAUUCCUCGCCCAAAAGCGGCUCGCACGAGGAUUGCAGCUCAAUCAGACGGAGGCGACAGCUCUCAUCGCCUCACAGCUUCAGGAGCGGAUCCGAGAUGGCAAACAUUCCGUCGCCGAGUUAAUGCAGCACGGCAAGACGCUGCUCGGGAGAAGACAUGUGCUUCCUGGGGUUCCGAGCCUGUUACAUGAGAUACAAGUAGAGGGCACGUUCCCAGAUGGCGUGUUCCUCGUUACAGUACACGACCCGAUAUGCAACGAUACAGUCGAGCUGUCAGCUGCUUUAUAUGGGUCGUACUUGCCUGUGCCUCCGGAACAUGCUUUCCCCGUUGUAGACCCAGCAGAGUAUGCUCGGGAGAAGGCCCCGGGCGCAGUCAUAGUCAAGAAAGAGACGAUCGUCCUGAACCGAGGACGUGAGCGAGUGAAGCUACGAGUCACGAAUAACGGCGAUCGCCCAAUUCAGAUCGGCUCUCACUACCAUUUCAUUGAAACGAACAAGGCGCUAUCGUUCGAUAGAGCGAAGGCCUAUGGGAAGCGACUCGACAUUGCCGCAGGCACUGCAGUACGCUUCGAGCCCGGAGACACAAAACAUGUAACUCUGUGCUCCAUCGCCGGCCUCAAGAACAUCACAGGCGGAAACCGACUUGCUAGCGGAGUGGUCGACCCGUCACGCACGGAGGACAUUGUGCGGAAUCUGGUUCAGCGGGGCUUCAGGCAUACACCGCAACCAGGUGCCCUCGAGAUUUCUGUGGAUACUGAGAUCAGCAGGGAAGCGUAUGUUGCUAUGUUUGGCCCUACGGUCGGCGACCGAAUCAGGCUUGGAGAUACCUCUUUGUGGAUUGAAGUCGAAUGGGAUGAGACAUGCUAUGGAGACGAGGUCAAGUUUGGGGGAGGUAAGAGCAUCCGUGAAGGGAUGGGCCAAGCAACAAAUCGGUCUGAAAAGGAGACACUCGACCUCGUCAUUACCAACGCACUCAUUGUUGACUGGUCAGGUAUCUAUAAAGCUGACAUUGGCGUGAAGCAUGGAAACAUCGUUGGCAUCGGGAAAGCCGGCAACCCCGACGUGAUGGCCAACGUGCACCCUGACCUCAUCGUCGGAUCCACCACGGAAGUCAUCGCAGGCGAGAAGCUGAUCGUUACCGCUGGCGCCGUUGACGCACACAUCCACUACAUCUGCCCACAGCAGGUGCCAGAGGCCUUGGCAUCGGGCGUGACUACGAUGAUCGGCGGAGGCACUGGUCCGAGUGCAGGUACCAACGCGACGACGUGCACGCCGAGUCCGUUCUAUAUGAGACAUAUGUUGGCUACGACCGACGGGUUGCCGAUGAACUUUGCGUUCACUGGGAAAGGGAAUGACUCGGGUCCAACUGCUUUGGAAGAGAUAGUCAAAGCCGGGGCUGCCGGAUUGAAAUUGCACGAGGACUGGGGAUCAACGCCAUCUGCUAUCAUGAGCUGCCUCGAUACUGGUGACAAAUAUGAUGUACAGGUCAACAUUCAUACAGAUACCCUCAACGAAAGUGGAUUCGUCGAAAGUACAAUCGAGGCGUUCGGCGGCCGUACAAUCCAUACAUAUCAUACAGAAGGAGCGGGUGGCGGCCAUGCACCGGAUAUCAUCGUCGUAUGCGGACUUGAAAACGUUCUUCCAUCAUCCACCAAUCCCACCCGCCCAUACACCAACAACACGCUUGAUGAACAUCUUGAUAUGCUGAUGGUCUGCCAUCACCUGGACAAAUCGAUACCUGAAGACCUCGCGUUCGCCGAGUCCCGCAUCCGUGCAGAGACCGUGGCGGCAGAAGAUGUGCUCCAUGACAUUGGCGCGAUCUCGAUGAUCAGCUCCGACUCACAGGCUAUGGGCCGCGUCGGCGAGGUCAUCACGCGGACCUGGCGGACCGCCAGCAAGUUGCGCGAACUCCGCGGGCCCUUGACCCUCCUGGGCGACGCGCCCGGGCGCGAUAACUCGCGCGUUAAGCGCUACAUUUCCAAGUACACUAUCAAUCCAGCAAUCUCUCAUGGUAUCAGUCAUCUCGUCGGGCAAGUCGCCGUUGGCGCUCUUGCGGAUCUUGUGCUGUGGAAGCCCGAGAACUUCGGGUCAAAACCUGAGAUGGUAUUGAAGUCAGGCGUCAUUGCGUGGGCGCAGGUGGGCGACGCGAACGCGUCCAUUCCCACCGUGCAGCCAUUCUACGGACGACCUAUGUGGGGCUCGCACGCCAUGUCCGCGGCGAUGAACUCCGUCUCGUUCGUGUCGAAGGUGUCCAUCGAGGAGGGAGUCAUACAGAGCUAUGGACUCAGGAAGCGCUGCGAGGCGGUGAUGAACUGUCGUAAUGUCGUGAAGAAGGAUAUGAAGUGGAAUUUUGCAACGCCUGAGAUGAUGGUCGACCCGGAAAGCUAUGAGGUUCAUGCGGAUGGCGUAUUGAUGGAUAUCGAGCCUGCAGAUCGCCUCCCCUUGGCCAGGGCUUAUAACAUAUUCUGAAGCGAGAUGAAUAUUUGUGAAUCUUAGUUGUAUAAAAGUGUGUUAUUACAGUAUGCGUAUAGUAUGUGAAGAUAACAUUUUGGGCAUUGCACAUCCUUG
Molecule: messenger RNA, 2729 nt
Organism: Laetiporus sulphureus 93-53
Lineage: Eukaryota; Fungi; Basidiomycota; Agaricomycetes; Polyporales; Laetiporaceae
Product: urease
Exons: 13
Coding region: 114-2630 (838 amino acids)
Biological process (GO): urea catabolic process
Cellular component (GO): urease complex
Molecular function (GO): nickel cation binding; urease activity
Source: RefSeq, a predicted model, not a curated record